This is a messenger RNA of Vigna umbellata (rice bean), 910 nucleotides long. The record is from RefSeq and is a predicted model, not a curated record. Lineage: Eukaryota; Viridiplantae; Streptophyta; Magnoliopsida; Fabales; Fabaceae.
UGUUCAGUUCAUGAAAGGGUGCUUAGGACAAGUGACGACUUUGUCUGGCCUGUUGAUACUGCAUUCCUUGGUCGCUUUGUUAUUGAUGUUGAAUUUCUUGACCUGAAGGCCUUCCCUGGGAAUGGUGGAGUAACCAGAUCUAUAUGGCCAUCUGAUGGAAAACUGCAAACUGUUGCAGAUCAGAGCGCUCUCCGAUGCCUGUCUCGCAUGCUUGACGAGGCUAUACAUGCUGACCUCACCAUCAUUACUGCAGACGGUACUCUGAAAGCUCACAAGGCAGUUUUAUCUGCUAGUUCUACAGUGUUCCAUAGUUUGUAUCUUCAUAAUGCUGAUGAAGAAGAUACAUAUACGAUCCACAUGGAAGAUAUGUCUCAAGAAUCCUGCAAGUCCCUCCUAAGUUACCUGUACGGUACUAUAAACCAAGAAGAUUUCUGGAACCACAGGCUUCCAUUGCUUGGAGCAGCCAAUAAAUAUGAGAUUGAUGAUCUCAAAGACGCCUGUGAGGAAAGCCUACUAGAAGAUCUUAACUCGGAAAAUGUUCUGGAGAGGCUAAAUGACGCUUGGCUUUACCAGUUACAGAACUUAAAGAAAGGGUGCUUCACUUUCUUAUUUGAUUUUGGUAAGAUACAUGAUGUCAGAGAUGAAAUAAAUACGUUUUUCCAACAUGCUGACAGGGAGCUAAUGCAGGAGAUGUUUCAGGAAGUGCUUACAAUUUUGAAAUAGGUUGCCAUGAAACACUUAUCAUCCUUAUAUCUUUCAAAUGAUGGAUCCUUCUGUAUAAUGAUGUUUAGUUUAACUUUGUAUUGUGCUAUAUUAUAAUAUGAUGUGGAUAUUACCAAUGUCAAAGGAGGAAGUACAUUACUUUGUAUAUAAUUGCAACUUCAGUUUGAUCGCCUUUUCUAUUUCUACU